Messenger RNA from Ceratotherium simum simum (southern white rhinoceros), 2268 nucleotides. The record is from RefSeq and is a predicted model, not a curated record. NCBI's taxonomy places the organism in Eukaryota, Metazoa, Chordata, Mammalia, Perissodactyla, Rhinocerotidae.
ACAACUUGAAAGCCGUUUGGCGGUGUUUCAGUGGAUAGCAAAAUGAGUAACAGAACAGGUUCAUUUUUGUGGAACCUCUGGCAAUUCAGUACUUUAGUUCCAACCAGCAGAACUGUGAGGCUGUGUCCUUUGGGAUUUUGCAGACCAAAAAUUGCUUAUUCAAACUGGAACCCAAGAAACCUUCUCUUAAAUAACUUUGAUAAUAGACUGCAAGCGUCUGUUAGAUGUCUCUUUCAGAAUGCCUUAAUUUUUAAAUCAGGAGAUGACUUUCAAACAAAGGGCGUAAGGACUGUGACAGUGCUUACCCUUGACAGAGUGCUUUGUCCUAGAAGACUGUCUUUUGACUCUAAACACUCCCUUGACUCUGAUAAUGAGUUGAAGAAGACAGACUUUCAUCAUGAGGCCUCCAGUGAAGAUGUUCUCACCAAGGAAACAAAACCAACCCCUGUCAACUCUAGAAAACUGUCUCAGGAGUGUAAUUCUCUGAGUGAUGUGUUGGAUACAUUUUCCAAAGCACCUACAUUUCCUAGUAGUAACUAUUUCUCAGCAAUGUGGACAAUUGCCAAAAGGAUGUCCAAUGACCAGAGGUACUUUGAAAAACAACUGAUGUUUAACCACCCAGCGUUUGAACAGCUGUGUGAACAAGUGAUGAGAGAAGCCAAGAUCAUGCACUGUGACCACCUGCUGUUCAGUCUUCAUGCUGUGGUGAAGCUUGGAAUUCCUCAGAACACUCUGCUGGUACAGACUUUGCUGAGAGUGGUCCAGGAGCGUAUCAAUGAGUGUGAUGAGAAAUGUCUUUCAGUUUUGUCAACUGUUCUACAAACCAUGGAGCCAUGCAAGAAUGUGGACGCUCUUCAUGCAGGAUUGCGGAUACUAGUUGAUCAGCAAGUUUGGAAAAUAGAACGUGUCUUUACAUUACAAGCUGUGAUGAAAUGUGUUGGAAAAGAUGCACCAGUUACUCUUAAAAGGAAGCUGGAGAUGAAAGCCUUGAGGGAAUUAGACAGAUUUUCUUUUUUAAAUAGCCAGCGCAUGUUUGAGGUGCUGGCCGCCAUGAAUCACCGUUCCGUGGUACUUCUGAAUGAAUGCAGCAGGAUGGUCUUAGGUAAUAUCCAUGGGUGUCCUCUUAAAGUAUUGAUCAACAUAUUGCAGUCUUGCAGAGACCUCCGGUACCGUAAUUUAGAUCUUUUCAAGGGAAUAGCAGAUUAUGUGGCUACAACAUUUGACAUCUGGAAGUUGAAACAAGUUCUCCUCCUCCUCAUUUUAUUUGAAAACCUUGGCUUCCGACAUCCUGGCCUGAUGGACUUGUUCAUGAAAAACGUAGUAGAUGAGCCUGGCUUCCUGAACGUGAAAAACGUUGUCUCCAUUCUGCAUGUGUAUUCUUCUCUCAACCACUUCUGCAAACGUCAGAACCAAGAGCAGUUCCUAGAAGUUAUGGCUAGUGCUCUGACUGCUUGUCUUCACCACCUCUCUUCUGAAAACCUGUUGAAUGCCGUGUGUUCGUUUUGCAUGAUGAACCAUUUUCCCCUGGCCCCUGUUAAUCAGCUUCUCCAAAAGGACGUCAUCGGCGAGCUGCUGGCAUCAGGUGACAUGGAGAGGAAUGUUCACAAGCUUCAUAUUUUGGCUGCUUGCCUGAAACUCGAUGAUGCGCCUUACCACAAGGCUGUGGAUGUGGUGUUGCCACCGCUGCCGCCUGCACUGUUGUGUCCAGAUGCCAAGGUCGCAGAGGUGCUGAGUAGCCUUGUGGGAGAUGAAUGCUUCUCAAAAAAUGUGCAGUUGCCACAUAAUUAUCAUAUUGAUUUUGAAAUCAGAAUGGAUUCUAACAGGACGCAGGUGCUUCCAUUUUCUGGCGUGGAUGUGGUAACUUCUGCUGCAGAUGUUCAAAGAGUAGCUGUGCUGUGUGUUCCUAGAUCUGCUUACUGUUUGGAUUCAACUCACCCCAAGGGAUUCCUGGCUAUGAAGAUGCGGCAUUUGAAAGGAAUGGGUUUUCACGUGAUCUUGGUCAAUAAUUGGGAGAUGGAAAAACUGGAGAUGAAGGAUGCGGUCACAUUUUUGAAGACUGAAAUCUAUUCAGCUGAACCCCUUCCCUCUGCUGAUGUAAAUUUGCAAAGCACACGUUAAAGUAAAAUGCAGCCUUUUCGUAUCAGGAGACAUAAAUUUGUAAAAAUAACUUUAAUAAAGACUGCAGUUCAGUUGUCAGUGAAAUUCACCUGACUGCUCACCAUAACAAAAUGUGUUACUUAGUUCACUAUUAAAAAUAAUUUUAAGAAU